This is a messenger RNA of Symsagittifera roscoffensis, 1680 nucleotides long. RefSeq names its product jmjC domain-containing protein E-like. The record is from RefSeq and is a predicted model, not a curated record. Gene Ontology annotation, molecular function: 2-oxoglutarate-dependent dioxygenase activity. The transcript has 5 exons. The coding region runs from base 7 to 1551 and encodes 514 amino acids. Lineage: Eukaryota; Metazoa; Xenacoelomorpha; Acoela; Convolutidae.
GUACUGAUGGCUAUGACUUUGAAUGCUUGUUUAUACUUGGUCUAUUGUAUUACUACCGUCAGUUGGGCCUACACUCAGCUUUCUGAUGUAAUCGAACUGCGAAAAAACUAUUGCAUAGUUGCUCUGCUCAAUUCGGCGUCACAAUCUGCCAAAUCAAAAUUUUUUGACUCUUUUAUUUCGGAAUUUGUUAACAAUAGAACGAACCAUGAGAUUAAAUUUAUGCAGUUUGAACCGCCUUUCAAAUGGAAAGAUGGAUCAGAAUUGAGUUUAAAUUGUCAGCCAAAUGAUAAUUUGGAAAGUAUAUGCGGAUCAGAAAUCGUUGUGUUUGCAAAACACCCUGAGGACCAAACCUGUUUGCACCCUCCUCCUAGCGAGGAAAUGAUACGCUACGAUGCAGUUGUUGAAACCAAUCUUUUGAAUUUCGAUGAUUUUGCCGAAUUUGUUAAUGAACAUUGCGAGAGUUACUUUACCUCAGAGGGAAAAUUAAACGAAUUUGGAGUUGUGAGGUCGAGAUUAGAAGACCACUUGCCAUGGAGUUACGAUGUAAAAUUCGAAGAUAUUUUACACAGUAAGGCUGAUUUUCCAAAGUGCCCAGAAAUCACUGGUCCAACAUCAAGACAAUUUCUGAUUGACUACAUAUCAAAAUCUAAACCCGUGAUCAUCAGAAACGCCGCUGGAGAUUGGCCAGCUUUGAGCAAAUGGAGCUUGAACUAUCUUAAAUCACUUGUUCCAAAAGACAGAAAAGUGCGCAUAAAAGUUGCGCCUUUUGGUGAAUUCGAAGGAGUUGAAAACAUAACACUUUGGGAAGAUUUCUCGUCGUUCGAAAUUCCGAGUUUUAUCAAGCGGCAAUUAGCCUACGAUGACUUAGUUGUGGUCAGACCAGCCGUGUUGAACAUGAAAUUCCACUCGUUUAUUGAUGCGCUGAAGUCGAAAGAAUUCGGAAAACAAAACGCAAGUUUGUACCUCGAGUAUUCUUCCGUCAAAGAUCAUCUGGAAGAAGUUGAGGGUGAUUUUGGGGAGUUUGAGUUCAUUUCGAGGUGGUUGAAUUUGGAUUCAACUAACAUUUGGCUGUCAGACGGAAAUACCCUCGGGAAGUUGCAUUUCGAUCCAUUUGAUAACAUACUAGUUAUGGUAGAAGGAGAAAAAGAGUUGACCUUGUUUGACCCCUUUCACAAUGAGAAGCUGUACGAAGCACACAUUCAGGAAGCGAACCUCAAGUUCGACCCACAGAGUAAGCUGUUCACGCGUCAGGGGCUGCAACACUCAACGUCUAUUGUGAUGUCGCCCGUGGAUAUCCAAAGACCAAAUUUAGUGAAAUUUCCGAAGUUUGCAGAUGCGCGUCCAGUGCAGUGCAGAAUAAAAAAGGGAGAUGCUUUGUUUAUUCCUGCAUUCUGGUGGCACGAGGUCCAAAGCUACCCUUCAGAACAGAACUUCAAUUUGGCCAUCAAUUUCUGGUAUGAGCCUCUCUUUACCAAGACGUUUCCGUGUGCAGAUUGCAAGUUGAACUUCAAUCACAAGUAUAGAAAAUUACUGAAACAGUUUCACGUUUAACAAUGAAUAGAAUGAAACAGAGAAGUCUUCCAAGAAUGAAUUUUCCUGCCAAAACUGUACAGAAAAGCUUGCUAAUGAGAUGUAGUUUUUAUUAACGCGUUUCUGUAAAAUUUAAAGAUAAUUCAUAAA